Pecten maximus is the source of this 766-nucleotide messenger RNA. Its product is annotated as translation initiation factor IF-2-like. Lineage: Eukaryota; Metazoa; Mollusca; Bivalvia; Pectinida; Pectinidae. The transcript is spliced from 2 exons. The record is from RefSeq and is a predicted model, not a curated record. The coding region runs from base 5 to 673 and encodes 222 amino acids.
GCCUAUGGGGGGUAUGAUGGGUGGUAUGCCUAUGGAAAUGAAACCUAUGGGUGGUAUGCCCAUGGGAGGUAUGAUGGGUGGUAUGCCAAUGGGUGGAAUGAAGCCUAUGGGAGGUAUGAUGGGCGGAAUGAAGCCAAUGGGAGGUAUGCCUAUGGAAAUGAAACCUAUGGGUAGUAUGCCAAUGGGUGGUAUGAUGGGUGGAAUGAAGCCAAUGGGAGGUAUGAUGGGAGGUAUGCCUAUGGAAAUGAAACCUAUGGGUGGUAUGCCAAUGGGUGGUAUGAUGGGUGGAAUGAAGCCAAUGGGUGGUAUGAUGGGAGGUAUGCCUAUGGAAAUGAAACCUAUGGGUGGUAUGCCAAUGGGUGGUAUGAUGGGUGGAAUGAAGCCAAUGGGAGGUAUGAUGGGAGGUAUGCCUAUGGAAAUGAAACCUAUGGGUGAUAUGAUGGGUGGAAUGAAGCCAAUGGGAGGUAUGAUGGGAGGUAUGCCUAUGGAAAUGAAACCUAUGGGUGGUAUGCCAAUGGGAGGUAUGAUGGAAAGUAUGCCGAUGGGAGGUAUGAUGGGAGGCAUGCCGAUGGGAGGAAUGAUGGGAGCUAUGCCUAAUGGAAGUAUGAAACCCAUGUCACCUAUGAAACCCAUGUCACCCAUGCCCUCUAAAUCAAAAGGAGGAUCAUACUAAGAGCAGCCGCUGUCCAACAUGUUCAUCAACAAUAGCCAUUCUCACCUUUUCAUGUUUUCUUACUUAUUGAGAAAUAAAUAUUUAUUAUGAAUG